AUCUGCACAUCUGAUCCAUCAGCCAACACUUUGUUCAUAUGAGCACAAAUACACACACAUUCUUACACAUUUACACCUGAACUCAAUAAUAUGAUAAUAUAACAGUUAUCAUGCAAAUAUUGUACAAAAACAAACAAAACAAAAACAAACAUGAUUUACAUUAAAAUCAGGGCCGGAGCUCCACUGACGUCAUCCUGAUACAAAUAUGUGGUAAGACUUUAUAAUAUGUGUUGGAAAUAAGUUUUAAAUACACGUAAAAAAAAAAAAGCAGCAGAAACAUAAAAACAAUAUAAAUUACAAACAAAAUAACUCACAUUUCACUCUGAGAUGCAGAUGUUUGCUCGAACAGCAGCAGCUCCGGUGACGACGACAGAAAAGAGGUGAUUGAUCUCUGCACUUAUAGAUCAGUGAUAGUGAAUCAAUAACCGGCUGUAGCAGUGAAGUGUGGAGGAAACUGUCAACACACAUCAGGAUCUCUGACUCACCUGCUUCAUCACAGCAGCAGCAGCAGCAGCUCAGGUGACAGUCAGAGACACGAUGCUUCAUCAGACUGACAUUAUUAUUAGAUAAAUGAUGUUCUGUGUGUCUGCAGACACUUUAUAACAUCCACCAGGUUUUAAAAUAAACACAGGAAAGAGAAUCCUGCUUCCUCACAUCAGGUCGCUCAGUAACUGUCUAAUAAAGGUAGAAACUAAACUCAGUUCAGGCUGUUUAUUCAUUUUUUAGUUUAGAUUAAUCACUUUUACUUUGAAGGCGACUCGUGUCCUGACUUCCUGUGUUAAAUCUUUCAGUCUGUGGUUUAAUCGCUUCAAGUGUCAACGACAAAUGUGAAAGUGUUCACAGUGUUUCAUCGUGUGUUGAAAUAUAAUUAUAUUUAUAUAUUAUAAUUAAGUAUUAAUUAUAUAAUAUGUGAUUCAGUAGCAUCAGAAGUCUAACAGCUCUGAACUGCUCUCAGUGUCGCAGGUCCAAACACUCGGAACUUUUCACAACGUGCAUUUAAACUUGAUCCAGUUGUAACAGUCCAACAUGUCGGUCAGUCUCCACUGUGACUGUUGUUAACUACAGCCGUCCUGUGCGCUUCAAUACUGUCGACAGCACAAAGAAAAGAUACUUACUGACAUGAAGUCACAGUCAGCUGGUCCUGCUGAACAUUAUUUAAACUCCCCAAACGACACAUUACAGUACAGUGUCAGCAGUAUAAUGUAUAUUAUUUAUAAAAGGGUAGAUUCAAUAUAAACCAGUGAGCAGCUCCUCUUUGUCUUAUUUGUUCUUUCGUACAUUAACUGUGGCUCUGGAUGAAAAGAGACUGACUUCAGGGAUUUUCUGAGAUUUUAAAUAAAGUUUGAAUGAAUGAAUGUUGACAGUGCUGAGCACCACUGGAGGAGAGGAUUAUAAUCUCUGAUCUACGGGUCCUCAGACAGGACAAACAAGGAGCUGCCUGGAGGGAAGUGAGUGAGGAGGUCGGGCAGCCUGGUCCGAACCUCCACUCAGGGAAGACGCGUUUUAAAAGUUGUCAUCUUGUCCUGCGGCCGACAGACCUGAUGGAACGUGACGUCAGGCUGUUUACAAUCAGACAUUAUGACGUCAUUACUUCGGCGUCCUUCAGGUCCAUUUGUUGUGUCGGAUCACAGAGAAUUCUCCUGGUUCUGGGUUCGUGCCGCUGCCCAGUGAAGCAGAACUCAAUAUGAGGACGUUGCGCAACAACUGAAGCGAAACUGUGAAGAAAGCCGAGUUCAGAUUUGUUCACUCGGGAUGUUGCUUCAUUCUUCAGCGUCUGCAGAACGGAAACAAAGUGGAACAUGUGAGAAAGUGUCGGACGGAGGUAGAACCGAGUCAGACCCGCACGGAAACACCGAACAGCACCUGCAGGGCGAGGACAGAAUGUGGACACCGGUUCUCCAUUUGGUCGUUGCUGGUUUAUACCUACAGUCUUCCCCCCUGCAGGUAUCCUCAUGCUACCAGUCGUGCACUUUGUCUGGCCUCGCAGCUAACUGUGCCUGGCAGCACCACUACUGGGUUCCAGCACUUCCUCCCACCAUCACCCACCUCUUCCUGGAGAUGAACUACAUCAGUGAAAUCAACAGCACUUCGCUCAGAAGCUACGACCAGCUGCUGCAGUUGGAUCUUGGAAAGCAGUAUGUGCCGCUCGUCAUAAGGAACGAUUCUUUCCUCAUGCAGAGAAACCUGAGGCGACUGGUCCUCGGAGACAACUUAGGCCUUCAGUUGGAGCUGCAGGCAUUUAAAGGACUCAGCAAUUUACAGCAGCUUUUUAUGGAUCAUUGCAACCUGGAUGCCUCCAUAUUGUCUGAAAACUAUCUGGAACCGCUGGUGUCGCUCGAAGAGCUCAACCUCUUUGGUAACCAGAUAGUGAGACUCCAACCCGGACGGUUCUUCUCUGCACUCACAAACUUGCGAAAGCUAAACCUCAAACUGAAUCCGAUCGAAAGACUAUGUGAAGAUGAUCUCGCUGGUUUCCAGGGAAAACACUUCCAAAUCCUGAAUUUGACCUCUAACCACUUAUUCAAAAUGAAUAGUAGAGAUUUUGACUGGCGAAGCUGCGGGAACCCCUUUAAACAGAUGACCUUUGAGGUUCUGGACUUAUCCGGCAACGGAUUCAACUUAAACUCAUCGCGUCAGUUCUUCAAAGCAAUAGAGGGGACGUCAGUUACUCAUCUCAAAUUCUCUGGACAUGUGGGCAAAGGCUUCUCACACGACAACCUCCCUGACCCAGAUGAAAGCACGUUCGAGGGCCUCGUCAACAGCACAGUUGACCAUUUGGAUCUGUCUAAUAGCUGGAUAUUUGCUCUGCAGAGGGCUGUUUUUAAUCCUCUCAAGGUGGUGAGAAUUAUUGACAUUUCCAAAAACAAACUCAAUCAGAUCAGAAGAAACGCCUUCCAUGGCCUUCAAGGACAUUUACGAAUGCUCAACCUGUCGUCCAACCUCCUCGGGGAAGUACGUUCGGAUACAUUCGCCAAUCUGACGGACCUGAGGGUGCUGGACUUGUCUUACAACCACAUCGGCGUUCUGGGAUACAAAGCGUUCAGUGGUCUUCCUUUAUUACGAGCUUUAUAUCUGACAGGAAACUCCCUCCGAGACCUGGGGUUUCCUGCUUCGCUGCCAAAUUUAGAUUUUCUUCUUCUGGCCGACAAUAAGUUGAAUUCGCUGUAUAGUAUCGCCGACUUGGCCGUGAACAGCAUCCAUGUCGAUGUCUCAGAAAACAGAUUAACAAACUUGGAGGAUGUUCUUGUCAUUGCAUCUCAUUUCAACCAUCUCCAGAACUUACUCUACGGCGGCAACUUCAUCAAGUGGUGCUCACCAAGCACUUCAGCACUCGAUAAUACUAGUUUGCGAGUGCUGGAUCUUCAUGACAGUUCCCUGCAGAUGAUUUGGAUGCAGGGAAUGUGCCUUGACCUGUUUGAUCAUCUAGAGAACCUGCUUAGUUUAAAUAUAGCCUUUAACUCACUCGCAAUUCUCCCAGAUGGAAUCUUCAGAGGUCUCAGGUCCAUCGAGGAGAUGGACCUUUCCUUUAACGCCUUGACCUAUCUGCAGCCGGACGUCUUUCCGGUCAGUCUGAAAAGACUGGGACUCGCCGGCAACUUCCUAGCCUCCCCGGACCCCACGACUUUUCAGUCUCUCACCUUCCUCAACCUUGUGUUAAAUCGGUUCCACUGCGACUGCCAUCUGGAGAGCUUCCUGCAGUGGCUAAAUGUGACAAAUACAACCUUCCUGAUCCACGUUCAGGAGUACAGAUGUGAGUUUCCAGCUGCUCUCCAUAACCUUCCUCUGCUGAACUACUCCACGAUCAUCGAGCCGUGUGAGGAAGACGACGAAAAGGACGUCCAAAACCUGAAGUUUGCCCUCUUCAUCUUCUCCACUCUCGUCGUGGUCAUGGUCAUUUUAAGUGGGAUCGUUUACGCUCAUCUCCGAGGGCGCAUAUUCAUCAUCUACAAGAGGAUCGUUGGUCGGGUUCUCGAAGGCCCGAAACCGAUUCCUCCCGUGGACAAUCUGCAGUAUGAUGCCUUCUUCUGUUUCAGCAACAGUGACUACAGGUGGGUGGAGGCGGCUCUGCUGAAGAGGCUGGAUAAUCAGUUUUCAGAGGAGAACCUCUUCCGCUGUUGUUUUGAGGCCAGAGACUUCAUGCCAGGCGUCGAUCAUAUUUCCAACAUCAGAGACGCCAUCUGGGGCAGCAGGAAGACGGUGUGCGUCGUCUCCAAGGAGUUCCUCGAAGACGGUUGGUGCUUGGAGGCGUUCAGUCUCGCCCAGUGCCGGAUGCUGGAGGAGCUGACAAAUGUCCUGAUUAUGUUGGUGGUAGGAAAGGUGCCUCACUACCAGCUGAUGAAGUACAACGCAGUCAGAACGUUCGUCCAGAGGAAGGAGUACGUCACCUGGCCGGAGGACCCGCAGGACCUCGAGUGGUUUUACGAGCGGCUCGUCUCACACAUACUCAAAGACACCAAAGUGAAAAAGUUCGCAGAGGACAAACCUGCAGAGCCGAACGUCCCGCCUGAGAACGAGGACGUCAUCGAGCUCGAGGACAUCGGAGAAAUUACAGCGUGUCCGCCUGUGUGAUGAAGAGAGACUGAACUGUUAGAUAUGUAUCUGUCGAGUGUUUGACCACAUUUGAGGAAUCAUUGAAAAACAUUUUGUAUGUUUUAUAUAUCGACGUUCUCACAUCUUUAAUCUCAAUAUUAGCAUCCGCCCCAGAAGCUGAGUGUCUGUGGGGCUCUGCAUGGAAGUUCUCCUUCUGCUUUUUUAUUUAAAGUUUUUGAUAAAUGUUCCGUCACAUCCUUCACAGUGACGUCUGCCACGACCUGCUGAUUCUUCUCUGCUGCUGACAGUCAUGAACAGUUGUGUAAUUUAAAUAUCUUUCACUGUGUUUUGGUGAUUUGUGAGUCAAAUACUUUGUUUUUCAUCACUGUGUUUGCAGCAGCAGUCCACGACCCAAUGACAUGUGCUCUACAAUCUGUUUUUAUUACUGAAAUUAAUAAAAUCUUAGUCUAAAAACUUGUCAGUCGGCUCUUCUCACUGUUCACCUGGAGAAGAUAUCACGUCUUUUCGACACUGAAGGUGUUACAUGAAGGCACCUGGACACAGGUGUGUUAACAGAAGUGUGUGUUCAACUGGCAAGUUUGUCAAUAUUUGAUCUGAUGAUCCCGACGUUACAUUUGUUCAAACAAGUUGGUAAAUUAUUUUCCAGAAUCUGAAAAUAAACAUUGUUUUUUUUUUUUUCCAAGUUGUUUGACGAACAGAGCAAAAACUAAAAGUUUGUGGCUUGUUUUGGUUCUGUUGCCACAAACACGGCUGAAAAUUGUCUUGAAGUCUUGUUAAAGUUGUUCUGAGUACUUGUUGUAUAAAUGCUGAUAAAAUCUAU
Acanthopagrus latus (yellowfin seabream) is the source of this 5371-nucleotide messenger RNA. RefSeq names its product toll-like receptor 5a (gene tlr5a). The transcript has 5 exons. The record is from RefSeq and is a predicted model, not a curated record. Gene Ontology annotation, biological process: toll-like receptor signaling pathway; immune response; inflammatory response. Gene Ontology annotation, molecular function: protein binding; transmembrane signaling receptor activity. Lineage: Eukaryota; Metazoa; Chordata; Actinopteri; Spariformes; Sparidae. Gene Ontology annotation, cellular component: membrane. Bases 1753 to 4569 code for a protein of 938 amino acids.